Molecule: messenger RNA, 1773 nt
Organism: Drosophila innubila
Lineage: Eukaryota; Metazoa; Arthropoda; Insecta; Diptera; Drosophilidae
Exons: 7
Coding region: 76-1674 (532 amino acids)
Source: RefSeq, a predicted model, not a curated record
CAGCUGCUGUCAAAACCGCGAGUUUCCAAACAAAUGCAAAUUUUUUGAGGAUUUUAAGUGAAUAGAAAACACUUCAUGGCAAUGGCGCCAGCCGCUCAAAAAAAAUUGAUUGACAGCACGUCAACGCCAAAGCGAAAGACGCGCGCUAAAACAAAGGCAGAUCAAAUAAAGGAAUUAUUAAUAAACAAUAACAAUGAAAAUGCUGCCAAUGAAAAGUCGACAUCAGAUAUGCUAAUGGACUCACAGAAGAAAGCUUCAGAGAAUGGCCAUGAUCAGAACACAGCUAAAGCAGCUUGUAAGUUAAGGACACGCAAGAAGCAGGCGGCAAAAUCUGAUGAGGAUUCAGAAUCGGAUAUUCCAAAGAAACUAUUGAAGAAAUCUUCCAAGUAUGUCGAUGAUGAAGCUUCCAAGCAGAAUACAAGAACUCGCGGAACCAGGACACGCAAGAAGCAGGCGCCCAAAUCUGAAGAUUCCGAUUCGGAUAUUCCAAAGAAAUCUAAUGAGAGUUUCGAAGAUGAAGCUUCCAAGGUGAACACAAUGACCAGGACAAGAAAGAAGCAGGCGUCCAAAUCUGAAGAUUUCAAUUCGGAUAUUCCCAAGAAAAUUUCAAGAAAAUCUUUAGAUGAAGCUGCCAAAAAGAACCCAAGAACUCCUAAGCUAACGAUAAAAGUCAUAAAAAAGAAGGCGGUGCCUAUAAAUGAUCUGAAUAAUUCAAAUGGAAUUGAAACAAAGGAAGCGUCGAAAAAAUACGAAACAAUUGAAUGUAACAAUAACAAUAAUAAUUAUAUUCACGUAGAACAGAAAGUAGACGAAUUUAAGAAAGGAGAACUUUUGGAGGCACUGUGUUUUGCACUUGCCGAACCGCCGGAGAUGGAACCCGAAACUGGAUAUACUCACGACGAUCUGAAGCAGUUCCUGCUGAACUCGACCAUUAAGGAUAUGUUUCCAUUUGCCUUUGACAUAAAGAGCACCACGGAGAUCUUUCAGCGUCUUAAUAGCGCUAUAUACAAACUGGAGGAAGUGCAGCUGGAUCAACUGCUCGAUCUUUAUCAUCUGGCCAUAAUGAUGCAGACCUAUGAACAUCUGGAUACACACAUGAACUAUCGUCACGAAUUAUUGGAUGCUGUGGGCGAACUAUCAGUUGAACUGAAGCCAAUAGAUAUCGAAUAUAUAGGAAGCAGUUUAUGUGAUCGAUUUGUGAUUGGCAGCGGAAUGACACGCAUGCAGAAAGUCGUCGAUAUGCACAAUUCCAUUGUUAUAAUGAUCGGCAAUAGCGAUGUUAAUUACCAAAUAGCGAUGACAACUCUUUUGGCCACAUUCGCAAAGGUUUCUGGUGUUAAUUUCCCCAAAAAUGAAACAGAUAUUAUUAAGAAAGCUUUUGAAAUGGCUAAGCUCGUUGAGUGGAUGCAACUUGUGGAGUCGGGUCGUGAGGCGGACAUGUUUGUGCUUGUUCGCUGCUUUUCGCUGAUUAUUAACACGAAACAAAAUCGAGAUGCACAUUUAAAUUGGCAUCAGGAAUUGGGCAGCGAAAUUCACACAUAUUUCAUGAAGAUUCUACGCACCGUGCGAUUUUCCACAAAUUACAAUUUCUUUGCCAUGAUGAUUGAACGUUUUAUUGCCUUUUGUGUUGUUCGUGGCGCCACAGCGCGCGCCUUCACCACGGAUGUGAUAUAAAAUCUGAAAUUUCCAAAUACUUAAUUAAUAAUUUUUUUUUUGAUUACAAACUGCGCUUAUAAAUCGAAAAGACACAACAAAGUCGCUUUAUAAACUGAA